AGCCAGCCCGCCGGACACCGGGCCAGCCGGUCCUCCGCCGUCCCAGCAUUCCCCGCGCCCUACCAUUGAGAGCAGCUUCCGGCGUGGCCGGUGGAGGUGGGAGAAGGCGCGCGGCCCUCGCCGCUGUCUCCCUCCCUCGCGCUCUCUCGGGCAACAUGGCGGGUGUGGAGGAGGCAGCGGCCUCUGGCAGCCACCUGAAUGGCGACCUGGGUCUAGACGAGCGGGAGGACGGAGCUGCCUCCACGGCUGAGGAAGCAGCCAAGAAGAAGAGACGGAAGAAGAAGAAGAGUAAAGGGACCGACUCAGCAGGGCAACAGGAACCUGAUAAAGAAGCCACAGUGGAUGAGGUAGCAACACAGUUGGAAAGACAAGCUCUGGAAGAAAAGGAAAGAGAUGAUGAUGACGAAGAUGGAGAUGGUGAUGGAGAUGGAGCAGCUGGAAAGAAGAAGAAAAAGAAGAAGAAGAAGAAAGGAUCAAAAGUUCAAACAGACCCUCCCUCAAUUCCAGUAUGUGAACAGUAUCCAAAUGGUGUCUAUCCCAAAGGACAGGAGUGCGAAUACCCCCCUACACAAGAUGGGCGAACAGCUGCUUGGAGAACUACAAGUGAAGAAAAGAAAGCUUUAGAUCAAGCUAGUGAAGAAAUUUGGAAUGAUUUUCGGGAAGCUGCAGAAGCACAUCGACAAGUUAGAAAAUAUGUCAUGAGUUGGAUCAAGCCGGGAAUGACAAUGAUAGAGAUCUGUGAAAAGUUGGAAGACUGCUCACGCAAGCUAAUCAAAGAAAAUGGAUUGAGUGCGGGUCUGGCAUUUCCUACUGGUUGUUCUCUCAACAAUUGUGCCGCCCAUUAUACUCCCAAUGCUGGAGACACAACAGUAUUACAGUAUGAUGACAUCUGCAAGAUAGACUUUGGAACACACAUAAGUGGAAGAAUUAUUGACUGUGCUUUUACUGUCACUUUUAAUCCUAAAUAUGACCAAUUAUUAAAAGCAGUGAAAGAUGCUACUAAUACCGGAAUAAAGUGUGCUGGAAUUGAUGUUCGUCUGUGUGAUGUUGGUGAGGCCAUCCAAGAAGUUAUGGAAUCCUACGAAGUUGAAAUAGAUGGGAAGACAUAUCAAGUGAAACCAAUCCGUAAUCUAAAUGGACAUUCAAUUGGGCCAUAUAGAAUACAUGCUGGGAAAACAGUGCCCAUUGUAAAAGGAGGGGAAGCUACAAGAAUGGAGGAAGGAGAAGUAUAUGCCAUUGAAACCUUCGGUAGUACCGGAAAAGGUGUUGUUCAUGAUGAUAUGGAAUGCUCACAUUACAUGAAAAAUUUUGAUGUCGGACAUGUGCCAAUAAGGCUUCCAAGAGCAAAACACUUGUUAAAUGUCAUCAAUGAAAACUUUGGCACCCUGGCCUUCUGCCGCAGAUGGCUGGAUCGCUUGGGAGAAAGUAAAUAUCUGAUGGCUCUGAAGAAUCUGUGUGACUUGGGUAUUGUCGACCCAUAUCCACCAUUGUGUGACAUUAAAGGAUCAUAUACAGCGCAGUUUGAACAUACCAUACUGCUGCGUCCAACAUGUAAAGAAGUGGUCAGCAGAGGAGAUGACUAUUAAAUUUAGCCCAAAGCCACCUCAACAUCUUGCUUUUUGAGUUUUGUUGGAAUACAUUGUACCAGAAUUAAUUUGCAAUAUCUAUUUUAACAGUGGACCUGUGUAGUACUUUUAUCCAUGUUUAAAGAAAAUCGAUCAAAGGCAAAACAUCUGAUGUAAUUAACCAAGGAAAAAGCAUUCAGGACUUUGAAAUGUUAACUGCCUUUCCCUGUCUAGGAAAUGCUAUAAAGCUCAAAUUAGUUAGGAAUGACUUAAUCCAGUUUUGUUUUGAACAGCUAAGAGAUGCUUUUUGGAUAUUUAUAUUGCCAUAUUCUUACUUGAAUGCUUUGAAUGACUACAUCCAAGUUUGCACCUCUGCCCUCUGGUAUUGCUUUUUAACCUUCCUGGAAUCCAUUUUCUAAAAAAUAAAGACAUUUUCAGAUCUGAAAGCUACAUUUGAAUGUUUGUGAUUAUACUUCUGAACAGGAAAUAGCUAAACAAAACAAGUGAAAUACAGAGGCUUUUAUCUGGACUGUAGACCUGUGAUAUUUUCUUCAAACAUAAUAGCUAAAACAAGAUCUACACAUGCAUCAAGUGGGACAAUCUUGAUAAGUGAAUAAACAGGUUUAAUAUUGUGUUUCUUUAUAGAACAUUAAUCCUUGUCUAUUCCUUUUCUCCCUGUUGGAAAGAUGUACUGAUGGAAGCAUUAAGAACUUGUUAUCAACCAGAAACUGUUUCAGUAAAUAUCUUAGCUUUUAGAUCCUUCAUCCAGUGGUAGCUCCUAUCAGGUAUACAUGCACUUAAAAAAAUCCAAAAUGGCAUUUUAGCCAUAGCAGCUUAAGAAAAAUGGGAUUUCUGUGUUUAGAUCUUGUUCUAGUUAGAAACGUUAUGUUGAAAUAAUUUCAUGACGUUUGGAGUAAGCUUUGUUGGAAGAAAUAAGGUUUUUUCCAAGUGGAAGUGAGGUUACAGCUACCUUCCCUAAUGUUUUAAAUUGUUAUGUACCAAGGUAAAGCCUUAAUUUGUGUAUACUUAGCAUUGAGAUUUGAUUGCCGUUUGGAUGCUGUAUGGUUUGUCUUUUGUUUAGUGUUCUCUUGAGAAACCCAUGACUUGUGUACCGAGCUCAUUUGUUACGAUGUACAGCUGCUCUUCUUGCAUUAGAGCCGUAAGUCAGUGUUAACCUUUUCGGGAAAACAAUCUAGUUUUUAGCUAUAUGGGCUGUUUAUUAUGGUGCUACUCUUCAAUAGCUACCUUUGAAAAAUUUCUUUUUGUGAUUGAUUCUGGUGGCAGAGUUCGCUGACACACACACAGAUAUAUAGUGCUUGAGCCUUCCUGCUAGCUCUGUGGGGUUGUAGUCAGAAUUUCUGUUUUUUUUUAUAUGCAUUGUGGGGAGGCAUAAACUGAAGCAACUUGAUUUCUCAGCCCAAAAAUUUACACACUAACCCUUAUGAAUGAGUAAUUUGGAGCUUUCUAACAGCUCCUCUGCAGUAGUAGUCUCAAAUGUAAUUCUGCCAGCAGUGGGGCUCCCUUCCUGUUGGGAGCAGAGGCAUCACUGUCCCUGAAAUGGCUGGGAGGAGUAUGAUCCUGUAAAUAGGAAAGCUGUCACAUAAGAAAACAAUUGUACUGUUUGCCUAUUAGCCUUGUAUCUCUUGAAAUGACUUUGUUUACGAUGUUUAACAAUAGUGCCUUUAGUAAAUUAUUUUGCAACCAAA
This is a messenger RNA of Ochotona princeps (American pika), 3271 nucleotides long. It is a transcript of the gene METAP2, whose product is annotated as methionyl aminopeptidase 2. Lineage: Eukaryota; Metazoa; Chordata; Mammalia; Lagomorpha; Ochotonidae. Bases 156 to 1586 code for a protein of 476 amino acids. The transcript has 11 exons. Gene Ontology annotation, biological process: proteolysis. The record is from RefSeq and is a predicted model, not a curated record. Gene Ontology annotation, molecular function: metalloaminopeptidase activity.